AUGCUCCAUCAGCUGUGUCCACCAGCUGUCUCCACCAGCACCAGCAAUACACCAGCUGUGUGUCCACCAGCAAUGUCACAUCAGCAUGCUCCAUCAGCUGUGUCUCACCAGCUGUGUCACCACCAGCUGUUAAUGUCACCAGCUGUGUCACCACCAGCUGUGCUCCACCAGCUGUGUCUCAGCUGUAUGCUCACCAGCUAUGUCUCCAUCAGCUGUCUCCUGGCUGUGCCUCACCAACUGUGUCUCCUGGCUGUGUCACCACCAGCUGUGUCCCCACCAGCUGUGUCACCUGCUGUGUGUCUCCAUCAGCUGUGUCCCCACCAGCUGUCACCACCAGCUGUCUCCUGCCAACAUGUCCACCAGCUGUCUCCACCAGCUUGUCUCCACCAGCCUGUGUCUCCACCAGCUGUGUCUCCACCAACUGUGUCUCCACCAGCUGUGUCUCCACCAGCUGGCUCCAUCAGCUGUGUUCCACCAACUGUGUCCCCACCAACUCUGUGUUCCCACCAGCUGUGUCCCCACCAGCUGUGUCUCCACCAGCUGUGUUCCACCAGCUGUGUCUCCACCAGCUGUGCUUCCUCCACCAGCUGUGUCUCCAUCAGCUGUUCCACCAGCUGUGACGCCACACCACCUGUCUCCAUCAGCUGUGCAUCCACCAGCUGUGUCUCCACCAACUGCUCCACCAGCUGUGAUCCACCAGCUGUGUCUCCACCAGCUGUGUCUCCACCAGCUGUGUCCCCACCAGCUGUGUCUCCACCAGCUGUGUCUCCACCAGCUGUGUCUCCACUCAACUGUGUCUCCAUCAACUGUGUCCCCACAACUGUGUCUCCACCAGCUGUCUGUGUUCCAUCAGCUGUGUCCCCACCAGCUGUGUCUCCACCAGCUGUGUCUCCACCAGCUGUGUCACCACCAACUGUCUCCACCACCGUGUCUCCACCAACUGUGUCUCCACCAGCUGUGUCUCCACCAGCUGUGUCCCCACCAGCUGUGUCUCCCACCACCCUGUGUCUCCACCAGCUGUGUCCCCAUCAGCUGUGUCACCAACUGUGUCCCACCAACUGUGUCACCAACUGUGUCCACCAAUCACCAACUGUGUUCCAACUGUGUCCCACCAGCCCCACUCAACUGUGUUCCACCAACUGUGUCUCCACCAACCUGUUCCACCAACUGUGGUUCCACCAACUACCCACCAACCCAACUGUGUCUCCAACUGUGUUCCACCAACUACACCAGUUACACCAACUGUGUUCUCACCAACUGUGUUACCACCAACUUUCCACCAACUGUGUUCCACCAACUGUGCCACCACCCAACCGUACCAACCGUAGUCUCCACCAACUACCACCAACUGUGUUCCACCAACUACCAUCAACUGCCCCACCAACUGUGUUCCACCCAACUGUGUCACCAACUGUCUCCAACAACUGUGUCCCACCACCAACUGUGUUCCAACCUGGUUCCACCAACUGCACUCCAUCAACUGUGUCUCCACCAACAUGUGCCCCUCAACCAACUGGCCCCACCAACUGUCUCCAUCAACUGUGUUCCACCAACCAGUUCCACCAACUGUGUCCCACCAACUGUGUCCAACUGUGUCUCCAUCAACCAGCUCUAUGUCCUCCAACUGUGUCCCCCACCAACUGUUCCCACCAACUGUGUCCCCAUCAACUGUGUCUCCACCAACUGUCUCCACCAACUGUGUCCCACCAACUGUCUCCACCAACUGUAUCCACCAACCGUGUCUCCACCAACUGUGUCCCUACCAAGUCUCCACCAACCGUGUUCCACCAACUGUGUUCCAUCAACUGUGUCCCCACCAACUGUGUCUCCACCAACUGA
Homarus americanus (American lobster) is the source of this 1839-nucleotide messenger RNA. RefSeq names its product proline-rich protein 36-like. NCBI's taxonomy places the organism in Eukaryota, Metazoa, Arthropoda, Malacostraca, Decapoda, Nephropidae. The record is from RefSeq and is a predicted model, not a curated record. The coding region runs from base 1 to 1839 and encodes 612 amino acids. The transcript has 6 exons.